Molecule: messenger RNA, 912 nt
Organism: Nematocida ausubeli
Lineage: Eukaryota; Fungi; Microsporidia
Exons: 1
Coding region: 1-912 (303 amino acids)
Source: RefSeq, a predicted model, not a curated record
AUGCAGAUUUCAUACGAAGACUUACUCACGCAGCACACGGAAAAAGUGAAGACAAAACCAGUGGAGAAGACAAAGUCAUACGAAUCUACUGUAAGCAAGCUAGAAGAAGGUUCUAUCUUGCAGCCCUUGAUAGAGACUGAGCUAGAGAGGCAGCUAGCCGACAUAACAGACCCAGACAGAGUGAAGGAAAAAAGAAGAAAAAAACAAGUUGAUGCAAGAGUAGCGCAAAGUAAUAUAUGGAGCAAGAGGAUUAAAAGUAAAGCCUACAGAAAGGUAAAGAGAGAAGAAAAGCAAAGAAAAUUAACUGAAAAUAUGAAAAUACAGAUAGAAUUAGAGGAUGAAGAUGAAAUGCCCUUUGAAAGGCCUGCAAAAAGUGAAAACCCAGAUGUAAUUUCAUUAAUAAACCAGCACAUCAAGAAAAACCAAGAAAAUCUCUGUGAAAUAAAUUCGCUCCCAACUGAAAACCAGCAAGAGGAAAAAUCCACCGAAAAUACCACCCUCCAAAGAACCACGACCCCCAAGGACUCACCAUCUGCCAUUGAGAGUAUCUUGGAGGUAGACCAAUUCGUCACAGAAAAGAUAAAAAUCGAACAGAGUGAUGCCCCAGAAGUAAGGGAAGAAACACUUUUAGGGUGGAAUUCCUGGGGAGGUGCUUCUUUGGAAACAAAAAAAAAUCCGUCCAACACAAAAAAAAUUACAAGAACUGGAAUUACGAUUAGAAAACGAAAGGAUUUUGCUACUUCCCAUUUAAUUAUAAAUGAGUCACUUUCUAGCACAACAAGAAACAAGAAGUAUUCAGCACAAAUUAACCCAAAGGAGGCAGAUGACACAAUCAUCCCAGCCAUAAACCAGCCUGCCACCCUCUUAGACAGACUUAUUUCCAGAGAAAAAGAAAAAAGAACACUUUUAUAA